This is a messenger RNA of Indicator indicator, 3559 nucleotides long. It is a transcript of the gene NHSL2, whose product is annotated as NHS like 2. Bases 1 to 3534 code for a protein of 1177 amino acids. Lineage: Eukaryota; Metazoa; Chordata; Aves; Piciformes; Indicatoridae. The transcript is spliced from 9 exons. Gene Ontology annotation, biological process: cell differentiation. The record is from RefSeq and is a predicted model, not a curated record.
AUGCCGUUCUACAAGAGGAGCGUGGAGGCGCGGCGGGGCUCGGCGGUGCCCCUGUCCGAGCUGCGGGACGUCUGCAGCCGGGCGGCCCUCACCCUCCUCCGGCAGCUCGCCGACCUCUGCGGACAUUCGCUCGCCCUCCUGGGAGACAUCGAGUGUCACGUCGUGGCCCUUGGCCGCCGCACCGGGCGGCUACACCGCCGGGCCGCCCGGCUCCAGGCCCUGCUACGGGGACGACCGCUGCAGCAGGAAGAGGAGGAGGCAGAGCUGGCCACCUCUAACCUGGACUUGGAGAGCAAGAAACCCACCCAUGCCAAGCUGUCAUGGCAGCAGCCAGUGAAUGUCUUCCUCACAGCCGGGCGCCCGCCGGGCAUGGAGCAACUGCACCAGGAGGCUCAGCACAACCUCCAGAGCUUACUGCAAGAGGAAUAUGAGGAGCAGUACACUGAGAGCAGAGUCACCGGGCAGACCUUCCGUGGCACCGGUCACCCGUCCCCAGACACCCCCCCCGAGCCAUCACCCCGACCCCCUCCUGCCAAGCGCCUCGAGUUUGUGCUUAUGCCCCCGAGCCAGCGAGACACCGAAGAGGAGACCACAGGCACGACAACGCUGGGUCCAGGGUCACCAGACACCCCCCUGAGCCUCCCCACCAGCCCGGACAAGCAGCCAGCCUGGCCCAGGGCCUUCCCCCUGCCAACAGUGGAAGAGAAGCAGUGGCACCAGUCCUGCUCCAUCCAAGCCAACAUCGUCCCCAUCAAUGUCUCGGGGCAGCACUUUGCCAGGCUGGCGAGUGGCCGUCACUCCCUCUUUAACACGGAGAGCGCCAUCAACCCCAAGGCCACCCUGCGCCGCAGACGGACCGUGAUCGGCUUCCCCAACUUGGCCCUGCGAGACCCAGGCAGUGCCAACGGCCCCACAGUCACCUCACACACGCCCAUCUCUGAGUCCCUCUCCUGCAGCUUCGUGCCCGAGACCACAAGCGGGGUGAAGGCUCCCCAGGAGGUCAGCUCCCGCCCGCCCCUCUCUGCCCCGCUGAGGAAGACUUUCAGCGACCUUGGUGCCCGCUGCUGCCAGCCACCCACCACCAUGGACACCGCAGCCACCCCCUGCGCUGGCACCUGCAAUGGGCCACAGGGCACUCCGUUCCCCCCACCAUGGAGCGCUCUGGGCUAUGUGAGCCCCCCCAGCCCUGCCACCAGCGAGGGCAAGGGGCCCAUCUGCACCUCCCCAGGUGGCUCCAGCCCAUCGCCCGGCCCGGGCUCACCCACCACCACCUCCUUCUUCAUCUCUAUGGAGGAGCGUGGGGGCAGCAAUGGGCCCAGCUCCUUCUCGGGCACGGUGCCCGAGUCCCCUUCCAGCUCCGGGCUUGGCCAGAGGUGCGAGGGCCGUGAAUCCAAGGGGAGCCUCAUGCCGGGAAGCCCAGAGGAGCCAGAGCCGGCAGAGCCAUCACGGCUUGGGGUGGAGCGGGCAGGGUGCCGGUUCCGUGAGCGCUCGCUCUCAGUGCCCACUGACUCGGGGUCCCUCUGCUCCAUGGACAUCGCCUAUGCUGAGACCCGGCGGGGCAGCGCCAACUACGCCCUGGGCUACCCCAGCGCCAGCUCCGAGGGCAGCACCAGCACUGACAACAUCUCACUUGGGCUGGAGCCAGAGGGGCAGCGCCGGCGGCGCUCCAAGAGCAUCUCCCUUAAGAAGGCGAAGAAGAAGCCCUCGCCGCCCACACGCAGCGUCUCCCUCAUCAAAGAGGGGCCAGAUGCCACCGUGGGGCCCAGCUUGGUACUGCCCAAGGAUCAGCGCCCCAAGAGCCUGUGCAUCGCGCCGGAGCUGCAGGGCCACCGACUGGUGCACUCUGACCCGCAGGGCGAUGUAGCCAGGGAGCCUGAGGGCACAGCUGCACCACACCAGUGGCACCUGGCAGACUGGAAGGCCACCGAUCCCUACCGGUCCCUCUCCAGCUCGAGCACAGCCACAGGGACCACAGCCAUCGAGUGUGCCAAGGCUCGGGGCAGCUCUGAGUCCCUCACAUCCCCCUCCACCUCCAGGACCACGACACCCUCCCAGCUUUCCACCGAGGCAGACCUCAAGACCUCAUCCCCCGGCAGGCCCACGGGGCUGAUGUCCCCAUCCAGCGGCUACUCCAGUCAGUCAGAGACCCCCACCCCCACCGUCCCCACCUCUGCCAUCCUUGGGCACUCACCGCACCAGGUGCGGGUGAGGCCGCUGGUCCCCGAGAGGAAGUCCUCGCUGCCACCCACAUCCCCCAUGGAGAGGAGCCCCAAGUCCAGGCUGUCCUUCGACCUGCCACUCACGCCCCCGGCUCACCUCGACCUCUCAGGGCUGAAGAUCUCCCUGAAGGGGAAGACCAAGGUCAGCCGGCACCACUCUGACUCCACCUUUGGCACCAAGCUGGCGCAGAAGGCCAGCCCCAUCACGCCCCUCAUGCCAGUGGUCACUCAGUCUGACCUGCGCUCUGUCCGCCUGCGCUCCAUCAGCCGCUCGGAGCCGGAGGACAACACCGAUGGCCCAGAGCACGCCGAGGAACCACCGCAAGCUCCCUGCCCGGCGCCAGAGAGGAAAGUGAAGCCACCCGUGGCCGAGAAGCCACCGCUGGCCAAGCGGCCCCCAAGCAUCCUGCCCAAGCCCGCAGUGCUGAGGGAGGAGGGUCCCCUGUCCCCCACGUCCCCAACAGGUGCCACAACUAAGGAGAAGAGGUCACCACAUGAAGGCUUUGUGGUGCUGCGGAAAGGGGAGCUGAGGAGAGGUCUGGGGGAACCCCAGGCCCCGCUGGGAUACCGUCGGCUCUCUCAGGGCAGCCUGGAGGAUGAGCUGCAGACAGAGCGGAGGGGUGCUGGCAGGGGAGAGCGGAGGAAGGCCAAGGUGCCACCACCGGUGCCCAAAAAGCCCAGCGUGCUCUACCUGCCUCUUGCCCUGGCCCCAGCACAGCUGGGAGCCAGCCUGGGGGAUCAGCCACCCACUCCCAGCCCUAUCAUCACACUGGAUGCCGACCCCAGCUGCUGUGACCCCGAUGCCGAGGAGCCAUCAUCCCCUGCAGCCCUGGGCACAACACAAGCUGCUGACCCCACCUCAGAGCAAGGCAGCUCCGCAGAGGCUAGCACAGAGGAGAAGAGUUUCGCCAGUGCCAAGACAGCCGACUCCAUCGCGGAGGAGGACGAUGAUGUGUUUGUGACGUCCCGCACCACUGAAGACCUCUUUACCGUGAUCCACAGGUCAAAGAGGAAGGUCUUGGGGAGGAAGGAGCCUGGUGACACCUUUAGCAGCCGACCCAACUCCCACUCACCUGUAAAGACUUCGGGGUCCCCGACCAGCGAGUCCCCGGCACCGGUGGGCAGCGCCGGGAAGUCUUCCAGCAGGAACGAAGACUUCAAAGCCCUGCUCCAGAAGAAGGGCAGCAAAGCCAGCCCCGGGACCCGGCCGUCUGCCGCCGAACUGCUCAAGACCACAAACCCCCUGGCUCGGAGGGUGAUCACCGAGUUCGCCCCCGAGCUGGACAGUGCCAACAGCCCCAAAAGCCAGCCCUGACCUCACACGGUCCCAGCCAGCUGUG